AUGUCGCAUCUCAAACAGCGUCUGAAAAUCAACGUCUUGUGCGUCGAAGGUCUUGACGGCGCGGGGCUCAGCGCCAACCAAGGCUGCUACGUAAAGUUCCGCUGGCGGGGCGAAAAAUACAAAACGGAGCCGAAGAAACGCGAAGGCAGCCGUAUGCAGUUUGCCUUCACCGCCAUCCUCCCCUUCGAGAGCGACGUAGACCCCAACUCCCUCGUCGUCCAGCUUUGGUCCACCUCCACGUUCUCCCACAAAAAGAUUGCCGAGACAACCGUCGACUUGACAAAGGCCCCAACGACAGGCAGCGCUCAGUUCUCCUUUCCCCUGGUUCCUGAAGGUCGGCGUCUCGGCGCGGCUCCAGUCCUCGUUCUGGCGCUGCAGGCGCAAAGUUUCGACCAGGCGGCGAGCAACGCCGAGCUCCAGCGCCGGCUGCAGCAACACGCAGACGAGCAGCGGAAGAAACGGGAAUUCGAGCGACAGCAAACAGUGCUGGAGCAGCGACUCCUGGCUGGCCGGCCGCCUCCGUCUGUCUCUUCCCCGCCGCCGUACGCAGCGCCUGGCUACGCGCCGUCCCCCCCGCCCUGCGCCGGGUACGGUCCCACCUGCCCCACAGCCCCGUCGCCGCCGACGCAGGCGCAUCCGGCGGCUCCAGGGGCGUACCCGAACUACCCGUACUACCCUGGCGCGCCCUCGGGCGCUCCCCCGAAUGCAGGAGGCGUCGCCAACGCCUUGCCGCAGCCGCAGGCCUACCCGGCGUACACGCCGAACGCGGGGUUUCCAGCGCCUCACGCGCCGUACAGCGCGGCGCAAAGCGCACCCGGACACGCCUACCCUCCUCAGUACGGAUGGGCAACUCCGCAACAGCCCGUGUGCGUGCCUGUGCUCCCGCAGGCCCCGCCGCCUCAGCAGCAACAGGCUUCGGUGACGCCGUCGGGGCACUGGGACGAGGAGGCGAUCAAGUAUAUAAAAAACAUCCUCCCGCAGUGUUCCCGAAAAGAAAUUGAAGGGGCCUUGUCCGAGGCAGGCGGCGACAGGGAGAAAGCUGUUGACAUUCUCCUGAAGCGUUUGGUGGCGCAUUCAGCGGAGGAAAAUGAGAACCAAGUACACGAGCUCGAGCACCAGAUGUUAGUUUUUUUAGAGCGGGAAGGUCGCCGAAAGGCUCUGCUGAUUGGCAUUAACUACCGAGCGACGCGGGCGGAACUCCGCGGCUGCGUGAACGACGUUUACCGGAUGAGAACUUUGCUCUGCGCGGUUUACGGUUUCCACGACUCCUCAACGACUCUCGUGGCGCUUACAGACGACAACCCAAACAGCCUGUACCGCCCUACCCGCAACAACAUCCUAAAGGCGAUGCGAUGGCUGACGAUCGAUAACCGACCAGGCGACUCUCUUUUUUUCCAUUACUCUGGACAUGGCGGGAGACAAAUCGAUCGGAGCGGCAUUGAAGAAGACGGCUACGACGAAACGAUUCUUCCUGUCGAUUUCGACACUGCGGGACAAAUCCUCGACGACGAGCUGCACGCGUUUCUGGUCCAACCGCUGCAGAGCGGCUGCAGGCUGACGGCUGUGAUGGAUUGUUGCCAUAGCGGCACUGGCCUCGACCUCCCCUUCACCUGGAACACUCCCAAGUGGCGGUGGGAAGAAGAAACGAAUCCGUUCUACGUCCUCGGAGACGUCCAGAUGUUUUCCGGGUGCCAAGACGACCAGACUUCCGCAGACUUGGCUGGCCACGAAGACCGCGCGCCGGGAGGUGCGAUGACCACGGCGUUCAUUGCCGUGCUGACUCUCAGGCCCUUUGGCCAUUCUUACCCCUCUUUAAUGCAGGGACUCACCGACAGCAUGGUCGCCCGAGGCUUGUCGCAGCGGCCCCAACUGACGUCGUCUCAGAAAUUCGACUUCAACAGGCCCUUCAACCUGGCGGACGUCAUCCCAAACCAGAACAAAGUGCUCGGGAGACAGAUUCGCCGCCGUCGGAAGGCGCUGCCUGCCGGCGCAGAGGCCCGCGGCAGACCGGGCGCCGGCAUCGGCGACGUCAUGCUUCUAGCCGGAGCCGGCUUGGCGACGGGGCUCCUGGUCGGCUCGCUGCUGAACGACUGA
Molecule: messenger RNA, 2094 nt
Organism: Neospora caninum
Lineage: Eukaryota; Apicomplexa; Conoidasida; Eucoccidiorida; Sarcocystidae
Exons: 11
Coding region: 1-2094 (697 amino acids)
Biological process (GO): proteolysis
Molecular function (GO): protein binding; cysteine-type endopeptidase activity
Source: RefSeq, a predicted model, not a curated record